CCAAUGGGAGAGCAGGGUGCGUGGAUAGAUGAGGUCACGGCUGCCGUGCGGGGAAUGGAAUGUGUGAGACUAGUGCAGAGCGUUCAGCCUAGAACCCCGGCGGCUCCAGCCUUGCGCUCUAGAACCCGGCGGAGCCGAGAGCUGCAGGGGCGCGCGCCCGACUCCCGGUAACGGCUGCCGCCACCCCACCGCAGCCGCGCCGCGCCACCGCUGCAGACACCCGGGGGACGCAGAGACAUGCAGGGAUUCGUCAGGUUACCGGGCUCCGGUGCACGGCUCUGAGGCUUAACCCCUGGCGCGCUGGAUGCCGAGCCCCCGGGAAAGUUGAUGAAGUGCCCCCCGGCUCAGCCCAUUGUCCAUGAAGCAUCCGGUGUCUCCCCGGAGUUGAUCGGGAUCCUUAGCGGUGUGAUUCUACUCAAACAGACAGCAGACAAAACAAAAAGAGCCGAUUUCCCAUCUCUCAAGAUCUCAUCGACCGACGAUGAAAGACCGAUGCGGGGAAAGUUGAACCAAUCGCCCACAUGCGCUGGAUCAGCCCGAGGCUUGGGGAAAGGAAUCCGCAGAAGGUGGGAGAAGAGACUUUGACAUCUUUCCAUUCAGGAAGAUGGCGGAGUGGAGCUGAGAGUGCGGACUGGCAAAGUUUGGGGGCUUUUGUCUUUAUCUCCGACCACCAGCCUGAGCCAGAUCGGACACAUGCAGGCCAAAAAACGCUACUUCACCCUGCUGUCCGCCGGCACUUGUCUUAUCCUGCUCUUCUACUUUGGGAGGUUGCAGUUUAGGACAUCCAGGACUAGGGAUGACCAUGGGGAUCAGGCGGUGCAGAGGGUCCCCGAGCACCCCUGGCCUCACUUGCCUGACCCCCUGCUCCCUUUUAUCCAGUGGGAUCAGGCGGAGAGCGAGGACUUUAACAGUCAGGGUUCCCCUCGACAGAAGCGAGAUGCCAAUUCCAGCAUCUACAAGGGGAAGAAGUGCCGCAUGGAGUCUUGCUUCGACUUCUCCUUGUGCAAGAGGAAUGGCUUCAAGGUCUACACUUACCCCCAACAGAAAGGGGACAAGAUCUCCGAAAGUUACCAAAAUAUCCUAUCGGCCAUCGAGGGCUCCAGAUAUUACACCUCGGACCCUAGCCAGGCUUGCUUGUUCGUCCUGAGCCUGGACACACUAGACCGGGACCAGUUGUCCCCCCAGUACGUGCACAACCUUAAAAUGAAAGUCCAGAACUUGCACCUGUGGAACAACGGUAGAAAUCAUUUAAUUUUUAAUUUAUACUCCGGGACCUGGCCUGACUACACCGAGGACGUCGGCUUCGAGAUCGGCCAGGCCAUGUUGGCCAAGGCCAGCAUCAGCACGGACAACUUCAGGCCCAACUUUGACGUUUCCAUCCCACUCUUUUCUAAGGAUCAUCCCAGGACAGGGGGGGAGAAGGGAUUUCUGAGAUUUAACACUAUCCCUCCUAUGAGGAAGUACAUGUUGGUGUUCAAAGGGAAAAGAUACCUGACGGGGAUAGGGUCAGACACCAGGAAUGCCUUAUAUCAUGUUCAUAAUGGGGAGGACGUGGUCCUCCUGACCACAUGUAAGCAUGGAAAAGACUGGCAGAAGCACAAGGACUCCCGUUGUGAUAAAGACAACGCCGAAUAUGAGAAGUAUGAUUAUCGUGAAAUGCUGCACAAUGCCACUUUCUGUCUCGUCCCCCGUGGCCGCAGGCUUGGUUCCUUCAGAUUUUUGGAGGCUCUCCAGGCUGCCUGUGUUCCAGUAAUGCUGAGUAACGGCUGGGAGUUACCAUUCUCGGAAGUGAUUGAUUGGAACCAAGCUGCAGUUAUUGGGGACGAGAGAUUGUUAUUACAGAUUCCUUCUACAAUCAGGUCUAUCCAUCAGGAUAGGAUCCUCGCACUUAGACAGCAGACACAGUUUUUGUGGGAAGCUUAUUUUUCCUCAGUGGAGAAGAUUGUAUUGACUACACUAGAGAUAAUUCAGGACAGAAUUUUCAAGCACAUAUCACGCAACAGUUUAAUAUGGAACAAGCACCCUGGAGGACUCUUUGUGCUGCCCCAGUACUCAUCAUAUCUGGGUGAUUUUCCCUACUACUACGCUAAUCUAGGUGUAAAAUCGCCAACAAAGUUUACCGCCGUCAUCCAUGCUGUGACACCGCUGGUCUCCCAAUCCCAGCCAAUCCUGAAGCUGCUGGUUGCUGUAGCAAAGUCUCAGUACUGUCAUCAGAUCAUAGUCUUGUGGAAUUGUGACAAGCCGCUCCCUGCCAAACACCGCUGGCCUGCCACUGCUGUGCCUGUCAUAGUUAUUGAAGGGGAGAGCAAGGUCAUGAGCAGUCGUUUUCUUCCUUACGAUAACAUAGUGACGGAUGCUGUACUCAGCCUCGAUGAGGACACGGUGCUAUCCACGACGGAGGUGGAUUUUGCCUUUACAGUUUGGCAGAGUUUUCCAGAAAGAAUUGUGGGUUACCCGGCCCGUAGUCACUUUUGGGACAGCACAAAGGAGCGAUGGGGUUACACUUCUAAGUGGACUAAUGACUACUCCAUGGUACUAACCGGAGCUGCUAUCUACCACAAAUACUAUCAUUACCUGUACACCAAUUACUUGCCUGCCAGUCUGAAAAACAUGGUGGACCAAUUAGCCAAUUGUGAAGAUAUCUUAAUAAACUUCCUGGUGUCUGCCGUAACCAAGUUGCCACCAAUCAAAGUGACACAGAAAAAGCAGUACAAGGAGACCAUGAUGGGACAGACCUCCAGAGCUUCUCGCUGGGCAGACCCCGACCAUUUUGCUCAGAGACAGACUUGUAUGAAUACGUUUGCCAGCUGGUUUGGCUAUAUGCCGCUCAUUCACUCACAGAUGAGACUGGACCCUGUGCUCUUUAAGGAUCAGGUCUCCAUCCUACGGAAGAAAUAUCGUGACAUUGAACGACUUUGAGACAUUUACUGCCACCGGAAUGAGCCUUCUGCCCAGUGCGUCGCCAUACACACAUGGACAACUGCUUAUGAACGGUUGAUUGUGCCGCUUCCACACAUGGAAAAUACACAAUAGAGCUUGGAACCAGGACUUUGGGCGUCUGGACUCCAUUGCACUGGACUGCUUACAACCACCACCGAGCUUUGUCGUCUCAGAACUAGGCUGUGUACAGUUUAAUUAUGGAACAUUAAAUAAUUAUUUUUGAAAUGAUUGCUAUGCAGGUUUAAACUUUUUUAAUGAACAAAAACUAUUAAAAUCAGAGAUCUUUCUUUAA
Messenger RNA from Bufo gargarizans (Asiatic toad), 3232 nucleotides. RefSeq names its product exostosin glycosyltransferase 1 (gene EXT1). Gene Ontology annotation, molecular function: glycosyltransferase activity. The coding region runs from base 694 to 2919 and encodes 741 amino acids. The record is from RefSeq and is a predicted model, not a curated record. The transcript is spliced from 11 exons. NCBI's taxonomy places the organism in Eukaryota, Metazoa, Chordata, Amphibia, Anura, Bufonidae. Gene Ontology annotation, cellular component: membrane.